This is a messenger RNA of Klebsormidium nitens, 1554 nucleotides long. The record is from the annotation of a GenBank genome assembly. Lineage: Eukaryota; Viridiplantae; Streptophyta; Klebsormidiophyceae; Klebsormidiales; Klebsormidiaceae.
AUGCAGAGCCUUCGCGCGAAACUGGAAGACGUCGGCCGGAAGCUUGCGGAAGAGAAACGAGAGAAGGCGGGUAAAGCAGAGGAGCUGCUGAGGGAGAGACAAGAGAACGCGCAAAAGAGUGUCGAAAUGGAGGGCUUGCAAGGGCAGGUCGCGGUGUUCAGGGGCAGACUUUGCGUUGCAAAGGAGGAGAGGAGGCGAGAGGAGGAGGGAACGGUGGUUCGCCUUGCGAAGCUUGAGGAAGACCUGAUAAUCGCGCGCGAGGUGUGGGCGCGGCGAAAGGAUGAGGCCGACCGGCUGGAAUACGUCCUCGCGUUGAACGGCCAAGUAGGUUCAGUCCCCCGCAGCGUCCUGGCUUCGGACCCAGAGUCGGUUCUCUACAAGAUGUUCUGCGGAGACUGGGACUACGCGCGCGAUGAGAAGGGGCGCGCUCUCAUCACGUGCCAUCCGAAGCGGUGGGCAGCCGUUCUGGAGCAUUUGACGACCGGAGCGGUUCCGGCGGAACGGGAUCCGCUGCUGCUGGAACAGGCGCGCUACUGGAAUCUGAACAGACUGGUGAGAGGCCUUGAGGCGCUGACUCCGGGGGUGGUUGUCACAAACGAUCCUGACGCGAAAGGUUUCAAAGCCCGUUGUAUGUUUGUGUCCGUGUUGAGCCAACUGACCACCGGGGACAAGUCCACCCGCCUCGUUUUCGCUGCGCCUCCCGGGCGCUGGUGGGCGGUGCAGCUGCACGAGAGGGGCACCUACUUGUGGUCGGUGGUACCGCCCGGGGGGACCGAAAUCAAGCGGGUCAAGCUCCUAACCCUGAAAUGGCGCCUGCUACUGCGCUCCGAGGAGCUCGAAAGGGACACAGGCAGUGUGGUGUACCCUGCGAACACGGAGACAGGAUGGGGGCAAUACUGGGAGCGAUGGGGGUUUAGCUUCCAACAGCUGGUCACCGAGCCGCUCGCUCGGACGCACGACAGCCUGGUGAUAGAGUUCCUUUCAGCCGACUACCUUUCUCUCACCUUCGAAGCACCUCCUGUAUUGAAGAUGGCCACCGAGAAAGCUGACAUCGUUGCUUCAUCCAACCAGCAGUCUGGAUCUGAGCCUGAGGAUCUCAACAAGGAGAGAGUAAACGAUCUUUCAACCAGCGUUCAAAACACGACCGAAGAGAAGAAGGAAGACAAGACUGCAGAUCUGAAGCUGGACUCCCAUUCAGAAGAUGCUGAUGUGAACCAUCUGAUGGCAUCGGAGCACGCGGAUGUAGAUUUGACACAGCAGCCAGCAGACUUGCAGCAUGCGGUGCAUACACAAGAGGACGGUGAAGCGACUCUGACACAGCAGCCAGGAGAGGACAGCAAAGCCGAAGCCAAGCCCCAGGAGAAGCAGGUCGCUGAUCGUGGUGAUCAGACCGAGCCAGUGAUCGCAGUAGCUCCAGCUCCGAAAGCUGCGGUCCUAGAACCAGUCCAGACGAGGCAAGCAACAAAGAAGCUCGAGACCAUCGGUGGCAAGAGAAAGGCACAGGCUGUAGGAGACGAGUCAGUGAAGAAGCCGUGCCUUGUUGUUGAGCCGUAA